AUGGCGCAAGCAGGCCCCAUCACCGAUGUCACCCAAAGGCUCUUUGGGGAUCUGAAAUCGAAGAACGAAGAGACCCAGGUCAGAGCUGCCUAUGAGCUCUACGACAAUGUCCUGUCUGUCUCAAGAGACUGGCCCUCCGAGAAGUUUGUGGAGUUUUACAAUGCCGUCAGUCAACGAAUUGCCCAGCUGGUUGUAACAGGUAGCGAUGCAAAUGAGAGAGUCGGUGGACUUCUCGCCCUUGACCAGCUGAUCGACUUUGACGGCGUCGACGCGGCCCAAAAGACGACUAGAUUUGCCAGUUACCUCCGAAGCGCCCUCCGAAGCAAUGAUAUUAUGGUAUUGGAGCGUGCCGCCCGAUCGCUUGGCCGACUGGCUAAGCCGGGCGGGGCACUGACCGCGGAGCUGGUAGAAAGUGAGAUCCAGUCGGCGCUGGAGUGGCUCCAAUCAGAGCGCCAGGAAGGUCGACGGUUUGCUGCAGUGCUCGUGAUUCGGGAGCUCGCGAAAGGCUCGCCAACCCUCCUGUACGGAUUCGUGCCGCAAAUCUUCGAGCUUGUCUGGGUUGCGCUCCGUGACAUGAAGGUUCUCAUUCGAGAGACAGCCGCAGAAGCCGUGGGACAAUGUCUCGAAAUUAUCGUGGCUCGAGACGCACAAGUUCGUCAAUCAUGGUUCGCUCGAAUCUACGACGAGGCCUUGCUUGGUCUAAAGUCUCACAAUGUGGACUGGAUCCAUGGAUCUCUCUUAAUUCUCAAGGAGUUGAUCCUGAAAGGUACCAUGUUUAUGAACCAAGGAGACAAUUAUCGCAACACCUGUGAGAUCGUCCUACGCCUCAAAGAUCACAAAGACGCCAAAAUUCGCACCCAAGUCGUCCUUACCAUCCCUAUCCUCGCAUCCUACGCCCCAACCGACUUCAUCGAAAUCUAUCUACAUCGCUUCAUGAUCUAUCUCCAAGCACAACUAAAGCGACAAGGGGAGCGCGACGCAGCUUUCAUCGCCAUCGGAAAUAUUGCCAAUGCCGUCGGACCGGCCAUCGCUCAGUAUCUCGAAGGUAUCAUCGUUCACAUUCGAGAGGGACUCGCCAUGAAAGCGAGAAACAGGUCCCAUGUUAAGGAGGCUCCGAUGUUUGAGUGUAUCAGCAUGCUCUCCCUGGCGGUUGGACAAGCCCUCAGCAAAUAUAUGGAGGGUUUACUGGACCCCAUUUUCGCCUGCGGUCUGAGCAAAUCCUUAACGCAAGCCUUGGUCGAUAUGGCCCACUACAUCCCUCCUAUUAAACCCGUAAUCCAAGAGAAACUCCUCGACAUGCUCAGCAUUAUUCUUUGCGGGACACCCUUCCGCCCACUCGGCUGCCCCGAAAACCGUUUGCCGCCCAUGCCAUCGUUCGCGAAGGACUUUGCACCACGAGAUCUUCAUUCCGACUCCGAGAUUGCACUAGCACUUCAUACCCUCGGCAGCUUUGACUUCUCCGGUCACAUAUUGAACGAGUUUGUUCGAGAUGUUGCAAUUGACUACGUUGAAAAUGACAACUCCGAAAUUCGAAAAGCGUCAGCACUUACAUGUUGUCAACUAUUCGUCCAUGAUCCGAUCAUAAACCAAACCAGUGGCCAUUCAAUUCAAGUAGUCAGUGAAGUCAUUGAUAAGCUAUUGACGGUCGGUGUUGGUGAUGCAGACCCAGAAAUUCGUCGCACAGUUUUGUGGUCACUAGAUGCCAAGUUUGAUCGACAUUUGGCACGUCCAGAGAACAUCCGUUGCUUGUUCCUUGCUGUCAACGACGAAGCGUUCGAGGUCAAAGAAGCGGCUAUAUGUAUCAUUGGACGUCUUUCGAGUGUCAACCCUGCCUAUGUCUUCCCGCCAUUGCGUAAGUUGCUCGUCAACCUUCUGACUGGACUAGGCUUUGCAAACACAGCGCGUCAAAAAGAAGAGACUGCACAGCUAAUCAGCUUGUUUGUUUCAAACGCGACCAAGUUGAUCAGGUCUUACGUUGAUCCUAUGGUGACAGCGCUAUUGCCUAAAGCCACAGAUACCAACCCUGGUGUUGCGGCUGUCACUUUGAAAGCCGUCGGCGAACUUGCUAGUGUCGGUGGAGGGGAAAUGAGGCGUUAUCUAUCGCAGAUCAUGCCGAUCAUUCUGGAUUCCCUUCAAGAUCUAUCUUCGCAUACCAAGAGAGAAGCUGCCCUACGAACUCUGGGACAGCUGGCGAGCAACUCGGGUUACGUGAUCGAGCCAUAUCUCGAAUACCCCCAUCUCCUUGAUGUCUUGAUUAAUAUCACUAAGACAGAACAGACUGGAUCCCUAAGGAAGGAGACCAUCAAGCUUAUUGGUGUUCUCGGUGCGCUUGAUCCUUACAAGUACCAACAAAUCAGUGACGUGGAGCCUGACGUUCACCACAUCAACGAGAUCCAGAGCGUAUCAGACGUUGCGCUGGUCAUGCAAGGCCUAACUCCCUCUAAUGAAGAGUAUUAUCCCACUGUGGUCAUUCAUACCUUGCUGCAGAAUAUCCUCAGAGAGAAUUCUUUGGUACAAUACCACUCGGCUGUCAUUGAUGCAAUCGUCACAAUUUUCAAAACUUUAAGCUUGAAAUGCGUGCCAUUCCUUGGGCAGAUCAUUCCCGGCUUCAUCGGAGUGAUCCGAAGCUCCCCUACAAGUCGCCUCGAAUCCUAUUUCAACCAAAUGGCUAUCCUGGUGAAUAUUGUACGACAGCACAUCCGUGCAUUCCUUCCGGAAAUCAUCGAUGUGAUUCGGGAUUUCUGGGACACUUCGUACCAAGUGCAGGGUACUAUCCUUUCUUUGGUCGAGGCCAUUGCUAGAUCUCUAGAAGGAGAAUUUAGAAAGUACUUGGCUGGCCUAGUCCCACUAAUGUUGGAUACUCUUGACAAGGAUACUUCUCCUCGUCGUCAGCCAUCAGAGAAAAUUCUCCAUGCUUUCUUGAUAUUUGGCUCAAGCGGCGAAGAAUACAUGCACCUCAUCAUUCCGUCUAUUGUUCGUCUCUUCGAGGGAUCACAGCAUCCUCAAAGCAUUCGAAAGUCUGCCAUUGACAGCUUGACAAAGCUCUCUCGCCAAGUCAAUGUUUCGGAUUUUGCAUCUCUCAUGGUCCACUCCCUAUCACGAGUUGUGGCGGGCAGCGAUCGCGUUUUGCGGCAAGCCGCGAUGGAUUGUAUUUGCGCUCUCAUAUUCCAGCUUGGUCAAGAUUUCACGCACUACAUGCAUCUUCUGAAUAAGGUCCUCAAGAAGCAUGGAAUUAGCCAUGUCAACUACCAAAUAUUGGCAAAUAAGCUGCAGAAAGGAGAUCCAUUGCCGCAAGACCUCAAUCCCGAAGAAAGCUAUGCAUUCCCCGCUGACGAUUCCAACUUCGCAGAAGUCGGACAGAAGAAGAUGGUUGUUAAUCAGCAACAUCUCAAGAAUGCAUGGGAUUCUUCCCAGAAGUCUACUCGUGAAGACUGGCAAGAGUGGAUUCGCCGGUUCAGCGUGGAGCUUCUCAAGGAGUCGCCAUCUCCUGCGCUACGGGCCUGUGCCAGCUUAGCUGGAAUCUAUCAGCCGUUGGCCCGUGACCUUUUCAACGCUGCAUUUGUCUCCUGCUGGACUGAGCUCUAUGACCAAUAUCAAGAAGAGCUGGUUCGUUCCAUCGAGAAAGCACUCACCUCGCCGAACAUCUCUCCAGAGAUCUUGCAGAUUCUACUUAAUCUUGCAGAGUUCAUGGAACAUGAUGACAAGGCCCUUCCGAUCGAUAUCCGCACCCUUGGCAAAUACGCGGCUAAGUGCCACGCCUUUGCCAAAGCCCUUCACUACAAGGAGCUCGAAUUUGAACAGGAUCAAAAUUCAGGUGCGGUUGAGGCUCUUAUCACAAUCAACAAUCAACUCCAGCAGUCUGAUGCUGCGAUCGGUAUCUUGCGUAAGGCACAAGCGUACCGUGACGUGGAAUUGAAAGAAACCUGGUUCGAAAAACUUCAGCGAUGGGAUGAAGCCCUUGCUGCGUACAAGAGACGCGAGAAGACUGAUCCUGACUCAUUUGGUAUCACUAUGGGUAAAAUGCGUUGUCUGCAUGCUCUGGGCGAGUGGAAGGUUCUUUCAGACCUUGCUCAAGAGAAAUGGAACCAGGCGUCAUUGGAACAUCGCAGAGCCAUUGCUCCGCUUGCUGCAGCUGCAGCAUGGGGUCGUCGCCAGUGGGAGUUGAUGGAUUCAUAUCUCGGUGUCAUGAAAGAGCAGUCUCCCGAUCGAUCAUUCUUCGGUGCUAUUCUUGCUAUUCAUCGCAACCAGUUCGAAGAAGCCAAUAUGUACAUUGAGAAAGCACGCAACGGGUUGGACACCGAACUUUCGGCUCUUCUUGGAGAGUCUUACAAUCGUGCUUACAACGUUGUAGUCCGCGUCCAGAUGCUUGCUGAGUUAGAAGAAAUCAUCACCUACAAGCAAAACGUUGGUGAUCCAGAGAAACAGGAUGCCAUGCGCCAGACCUGGAACCAGCGACUGCUUGGCUGCCAGCAAAAUGUGGAGGUGUGGCAGCGGAUGCUCAAGGUCCGCGCACUUGUGACCGCUCCUCAUGAAAAUCUUGAUAUGUCUAUCAAGUUUGCCAACCUUUGCCGAAAGUCGAACCGUAUGGGUCUGGCUGAACGAUCCCUCGCGGCCCUGGAGACAGUUAUUACUGAUGCGAGUGGAACACAAACAAUCGCACCUCCCGAGGUCACAUAUGCUCGACUGAAAUUCAGCUGGGCGAACGGCCAUCAGCAGGAGUCAUUGGAGAUGCUGAAAGAAUUCACUUCUAACCUCAGCGACGAUCUCUCUAAGUACAACACUCUCAUGGUUUCCAACUCUUCCCAUGAACACCACGGUGUAAAUGGUGUCAAUGGAAUUGCAGAUCCAAGUCAUCCUGAUGCGAUCAGCCUCCGUGACCGGAUUGGGGAUCCUAACAAAUUCCGCAAACUCCUCUCCAAGAGUUACCUCCGACAGGGUGAAUGGCAGACAACGCUCCAGAAAGGCGACUGGAGGCCGGAUUAUGUCCGGGAGGUCCUCAAUGCCUACUCAGCAGCCACUCAGUACAAUCGGGAUUCUUACAAGGCUUGGCACGCAUGGGCUCUUGCCAACUUUGAAGUGGUCACAGCGAUUUCUAACCAAGCAAGUCGAGACGGCAAGCCAGCACCGGUUCCCGCGCAUAUUGUCACGGAGCAUGUCAUACCCGCGCUCCGUGGUUUCCUACGAUCAAUUGCUUUGUCCUCAACAUCCUCCCUGCAGGAUACUCUUAGAUUGCUCACCUUAUGGUUCAGUCACGGCGGUGAUCACGAAGUCAACACAGUCGUCACUGAAGGUUUCACGACAGUGAAUAUUGACACUUGGCUUUCCGUCACACCUCAACUUAUUGCUCGUAUCAAUCAACCUAAUAUCAGAGUCCGUGGUUCCGUCCAUAGGCUACUGGCGGAGGUUGGCAAGACACACCCUCAAGCUCUUGUGUACCCAUUGACAGUAGCUAUGAAGUCAAAUGUGACUCGUCGCUCGCAAUCUGCCAGUAGCAUUAUGGACAGCAUGCGCCAACAUUCCGCGAAGCUGGUUGAACAAGCAGAUCUUGUCAGUCACGAACUGAUCCGAGUGGCCGUUUUAUGGCACGAACUCUGGCAUGAAGCUCUUGAGGAGGCCUCUCGUCUCUACUUUGGCGCCAGCGAUACCGAAGGCAUGUUUGCAACUCUCGCGCCCCUUCAUGACCUACUGGAGAAGGGAGCCGAGACGCUUCGUGAGGUGUCUUUCGCCCAGGCAUUUGGCCGUGAUCUUGCGGAGGCCAAGCAUUAUUGCGCAGUUUACCGCUCAACCGGUGAAGUCGGGGAUGUGAACCAAGCUUGGGACCUUUACUACACUGUAUUCCGCAAGAUCCAGAGACAGCUUCCACAAUUGUUCAUUCUUGACCUCAAAUAUGUGUCUCCUCGACUCAAAGAUUGCUCAGGCCUCGAUCUCGCUGUGCCAGGAACUUACCAAAGCGGUCGCCCUAUUAUCCGCAUCAUCAGCUUCGAUCCAAUUCUACAUGUGCUCCAGACUAAGAAGAGACCUCGACGGAUGACACUCAAAGGCAGCAGCGGCCACUCUUACAUGUACGCACUCAAGGGUCAUGAAGAUAUUCGCCAGGACGAGCGAGUCAUGCAACUCUUCGGACUGUGCAAUACUCUUCUGGACAACGAUGGUGAGAGCUUCAAGCGCCAUCUUUCGGUCCAACGUUUCCCUGCCAUUCCAUUAUCACAGAGUUCCGGUCUCCUGGGUUGGGUAUGCAACAGUGAUACACUACAUGCUCUUAUCAAAGAGUACCGAGAAAGCCGCCGCAUCCUGCUUAACAUUGAACACAGGAUCAUGCUUCAAAUGGCACCUGACUAUGAUAGCCUCACUCUCAUGCAGAAGGUCGAGGUCUUCGGAUAUGCUAUGGACAACACCACCGGUAAAGAUUUGUAUCGGGUUCUGUGGCUUAAGAGUAAGAGCUCUGAAUCUUGGCUUGAACGACGUACCAACUACACCAGAUCUCUGGGUGUCAUGUCAAUGGUUGGAUACAUUCUUGGUCUGGGUGACCGACAUCCUUCCAACUUGUUGCUGGAUCGUGUCACGGGUCGGGUUGUUCAUAUUGAUUUCGGUGACUGCUUUGAGAUCGCUAUGGUUCGGGAGAAGUACCCUGAAAGGGUACCGUUCCGACUUACUCGUAUGUUGACCUUCGCUAUGGAGGUCAGUAAUAUUGAAGGCAGCUAUCGCAUUACCUGCGAGGCAGUGAUGAGAGUUUUGAGAGAGAACAAGGACUCUCUGAUGGCUGUUUUGGAAGCCUUCAUUCACGAUCCCUUGAUUACUUGGCGUCUUGGGGCUCAAGAAUCCCCCGACCGCACAUCCUUUACCGCCGAAAGACGCCAGAGUCUCAUCGAAGGCAUCAACUUCCAAGAUAAUGCGCAGCCAAGCAACUUCUCUCGUCGCCGACCCUCAAUUCUCGAGGGCGGCAUCCUUGAUACCCAAGAAGGCGUGCCAGCCGAGGCUCGCGAGGCCCAAAAUGCCCGCGCCGUACAAGUUCUUGCUCGAGUUAAAGAGAAGCUCACUGGACGUGAUUUCAAGAAUUACGAAGAACUCAAUAUCAGUGACCAGGUUGAUAAACUUCUUGCGCAGGCUACCAAUGUAGAGAAUAUCUGCCAGCACUGGAUUGGAUGGUGCAGCUUCUGGUGA
Messenger RNA from Penicillium angulare, 7161 nucleotides. RefSeq names its product putative TOR pathway phosphatidylinositol 3-kinase TorA (gene tor). Gene Ontology annotation, cellular component: TORC1 complex; TORC2 complex; nucleus. The coding region runs from base 1 to 7161 and encodes 2386 amino acids. The transcript has 4 exons. Gene Ontology annotation, biological process: protein phosphorylation; TOR signaling; negative regulation of macroautophagy. Gene Ontology annotation, molecular function: protein-containing complex binding; protein serine/threonine kinase activity; protein binding. NCBI's taxonomy places the organism in Eukaryota, Fungi, Ascomycota, Eurotiomycetes, Eurotiales, Aspergillaceae. The record is from RefSeq and is a predicted model, not a curated record.